Messenger RNA from Cotesia glomerata, 2242 nucleotides. RefSeq names its product cilia- and flagella-associated protein 206-like. Lineage: Eukaryota; Metazoa; Arthropoda; Insecta; Hymenoptera; Braconidae. Gene Ontology annotation, biological process: regulation of cilium beat frequency. The record is from RefSeq and is a predicted model, not a curated record. Gene Ontology annotation, cellular component: axoneme; ciliary basal body. The coding region runs from base 227 to 2107 and encodes 626 amino acids. The transcript is spliced from 13 exons.
AGAAGAAAAAGAUUGAAAAAAUGAAGGAAGCUGCUCAAGAAGAAAGAAGAAGAAAAGUCGCCGAAAAUGUCAGGUGCCAAAUGUUUAUAGCACAGAGGGAGGCCAUGAUUGAAGUGGACCAGUUUUUCCGAGAUUUCUUACUGAGCAUAACCAAGAGAAAUCGAUCAAACAUUUAGUAUGUUUUCCAUGUAAGCUUUACUUUUUUUAGUGCAAUAUAUCUGUAAGUAUGAAUGAGUCAGUUACUUUCGCUAAGAAAAACAUUAUAAAUAUAAUCAUCGACGAUUGUCACGACAAAAAUGUUGUUGUCACCAAAGAAUUUGUUCUAUUUUUUGCUAACUUGCAUCAGUUGAAUCCACAUUAUAAUCUGAAUGAAGACAUGAACAAAAAAAUCAGUGUUAUUAUUAGUAAAUUACUGGAGAAAAAUCCAAGUUUGAUAACUUUGAAAAUGCAGUUAAAUUUUGCGCGUUAUUAUUUGAAUAAAAGUGAUGUAAUAAGAAAAUGCCGACAACGACUAGAAAAAAAAUUAUGUCCAUUAAUUAGUGAAAUUUGUAAAAUUUCUCGCGUGACUGCUGACCGAGAUAUCGAGAAAAUUUAUCAAAAAAUUUUAAUCGUCAUUACGAUGAUGAGCGGCCUUGGAAAUACAAUGACACCGCCUGUCUUGAAAGAAGCUGCCAUGGCGUUACAAACUGUUUACUUACCUUCAGAAGUUACCAAUUUUGUAACAUAUUCGCAAAAGGCUAAAAACAAACAACUGAUUGAAUUGAUGAGCAUCGUUGCAGGAAUCAGAUUGUUCAACAAAGAUUGUCAGCGUGGCGGUCAAGGUAUCGAUAAUUUACCAACAAUUCUCCAAGAGUCGCUCGAAAAAUCCCGGAACUCAACGCUUGAACUUCUUGAAAAUUUGAUGAUCAUGGUCUACCGCUUAACGGCAGCGGUGGAUAACAGUCUUCUCAAAUUGUUGGAUAAAAAGAAGAAAUCGGUUUAUUUUGAUGACCAAAAAUUCGAUGAUUUAAAAUUGAUUAUCAGUACACUUACCACGUGUCGGCAGCAGGAAAUUUAUGUCAGAAAAACUUUGUCAGAUUUAGAGAACAUUGAAGACGAGUUUAAAAAUCUGAUGGAACACUUACAGUCCCGAUUGCACAAGUUACACGAUACCGUCAAGUUCCGAACAGCGAUCCCUAUUGUCCAAGUUUAUCCACAAUUUAUGGAUUUGACUUCCAUUUGGAUGCGAUUGCAAGAUGAAGUAAUUGUGUUAAAUAACAUAAAUAAAUUUUUUGAGCAGUUAAACUUGCUGAGUAUUGAGAACAUAAAAAUUUAUGAAGAAAUACGUCUAGAAAAAUUCAUCAAGGAUUCUGAGAUUCUUUCUGACGCCGAAAGACUUGAACGUUCCAUGGGAAAACUCAUAAAUGAAUGCGGAGAUUGUGUAAUUUUAUACCCGAACACCACAAAAAAUUUCCAAGAUAUCCAGCUUGAAUUCCUGGGGUUCUGCGCUUGGACCUUCGUGGUCGGUUUCGGAGCUCUGAUACCCGGAAAUCCCAACAUUGGCAUCGUAAAAUGGCGAACUAGAUACUUUGCUUUUUCUUCUGAUGAAGCUGCGAAGAAAUUCGGAGAAGAUCCAAGCAGAUUCAUGUACGAAGCUUUGGACUUUGUGAGAAAAAACCCGGAGUACAUUCAUCUGUUUCACCUCCAUGAAGACAUCGGAGCUCUAAAUAACCAGGAAAACACGACGCAAGAUUAUAACUUGCAGGUUCAUCAAGAUCAGUGUGUGCAAACGGAUACUCACAUCCUGGAGCCGUAUAUUGAUCCUGAUUAUCAUCAUAGCCUCUGGAAUCAUCGCUACAGUGCAUUAAAAUUAGAUAAUAUUUUAAAAUGUGUGACCAAAAGUACGCAGACAAGUAUCUCAUACUUCAAAAGGUCGGAAAGUAUUCAAGCUUCUGUGCCGAAAAGUACUUCUAGUCAAACAGUUAGAGACAACGAGUGCAAUACAAUGCAUUUCCAAAAACUUAUUGACAAUCUACCUCCAAAAAAUCAACUUAAAGUUAUUAAUUACGCUUCUGAUAGAUUAAAUUUGAUUUUUGUUCAUUGUCUUCGGCCGAAAUUGGUCUCCUAACCUCACUUUUGCCCAUAAAACUCAAAAAAUCCCCUUCCCCCUCAAGGCCAUUUUGGAAUUAAAAGCCCGCGAAAUUCAAAUUGAAAUAAAAGACAAGUAAUAUGAAUUAUAAUUACACAUUUAUUUUUUUAGUAA